AUGCGUGCGAUCGACGGCUCAGACGCCAUGAUGAUCGACACUGAACCUACGGACGACAGCGUGAGCGGAGAAAUCCAGCCAACUGAGUCAUGGUACUCUCACGGUCCUGGUGUGGGCGGUUCGCCUUUUCUAACCGAGGGUGCGACUCCUUCCAAACGGCAGUCGGGGCGUUUUCCUCGGAGUGAUCGAGACCCGAGUGAUUCAAAUCUGUCCGAGUCUUCCGCGAACAAUGAUGCUCAUGGACAACGGAGCCUGGAUGAUCUCGUCAAUCGGCUCGUCCCCGGUCCGUACAAGCAUCAGCGGCCAAGUACAUUCCAAAAGCCGGUAUUUGAAAGCCCGAACCAGGUGAUCGACUACUGGGAGACGACGAUCAGUCCGGAUAUGCUUAGUUAUUUUGACAUCGUCAUCCUGGGUGGCAAUGCAGAGGGCCGCUACAUGCAGUGGGAUCUGAAGCCUGGAUUUUUCCUUGCCGCUCAGGCCCGGCCCGGGUUCAUCGAUACGAUCAGCAUGAAGGGCAAGGCUACCCAGAGCCCAGUCUACGUAGAGAUAUCGCAGGGAGGACCGACGGGCGACUAUUUCGUCAAAAUGGUUGCGGACAGUCGCCGAGUAGCUGGGUUGGCUGUUCAGGCUUACGGCCGUUACAACCGUGGCCCUUGUCUAAUCUGCGAGCGUCGCUUCGUAGAGGGCGAGGCCGAUGGAAAGGCCGCAAUGUGGCCUUUUUUCGAAUGCUGCUCGGUCAACACCAAGGGCGCAGAAAGCAGGGUUGCCGGAAUUGUGUGUAUAACAUAA
This is a messenger RNA of Anthostomella pinea, 789 nucleotides long. Lineage: Eukaryota; Fungi; Ascomycota; Sordariomycetes; Xylariales; Xylariaceae. The record is from the annotation of a GenBank genome assembly.